CCAGGGGUCGCCACAGCGGAUUUGAGUCAACCCGCGUAACGAUUUGGCAAAAUGUUACGUCAGCCACACGUCGAUAACAUAAGAGCGGAAGAGAUGGAUGGAGACACAGACCGGGAUGAGGAGAGAGGGAGGCGGAUGAUGCCCUACUGGAACCUCUGGUCCUCAGACUUCUUCGGGUGGGUGGAGGAACUGAGAGCCCAGGCCGCCUACGACCGCAUCGAAGACCUGGCCAGAACCUUCUGGGCCCACUUCCCCAUCGCCAACGAGCUCAAACUCGAUGUCCCCGACUCUGACCCCCCGCCCGAGGAGUGAGGCCUGCUUCGACAGCGUGUUAACCGGCUGGAGGAUUUGGUCGCAUCACUACCUGUUAUUUAAUGAUGCAUGCAUACAGUGUGUAAAUAAACCACCCAAGGUUCACACCAGCAACAGUUAGAAAUCGAUGGUUAAAGAUUAAAUGCAGUUAUUACUUAAUUACUACCUUAUAGUGCUUGUAGGUGAUGAUAGGCAAUGAAUCCUUUAAUUGUGAAAGUACUGGAAGGUCUAAUUAAACGUUUUCCCUUGAAGGAUUGUACUCUGACAGCGUAUGUAAUCUGAGUUAGUUCAGUUGCAAUGUCUGAAAUUGUCUUUCAAGCAUUCCAGUGAUUUUUGUUCCCCUUUAACCUUCACUGUUUCUGCUCUUUCUGUCUAUU
Molecule: messenger RNA, 689 nt
Organism: Lampris incognitus (smalleye Pacific opah)
Lineage: Eukaryota; Metazoa; Chordata; Actinopteri; Lampriformes; Lampridae
Gene: otos2
Product: otospiralin 2
Exons: 2
Coding region: 52-312 (86 amino acids)
Biological process (GO): sensory perception of sound
Source: RefSeq, a predicted model, not a curated record